Messenger RNA from Mugil cephalus (flathead mullet), 1082 nucleotides. RefSeq names its product crystallin, beta B1 (gene crybb1). The coding region runs from base 169 to 864 and encodes 231 amino acids. The transcript is spliced from 6 exons. Gene Ontology annotation, molecular function: structural constituent of eye lens. Gene Ontology annotation, biological process: visual perception; lens development in camera-type eye. NCBI's taxonomy places the organism in Eukaryota, Metazoa, Chordata, Actinopteri, Mugiliformes, Mugilidae. The record is from RefSeq and is a predicted model, not a curated record.
GCCCAACAGUGAUGACGGGGGGGUUUCUAUUGUCCCGUGAGCCUCUACGUUCGGCCUUUGCCAGGGUAUAAAAGCUGGGGUCGGCUGUUGAAGGCACCAGCACGAGCCAGCCUCCCUCACACGGCACCGCAAGCUAAUCUAACGCAGACUCUCCUGAAGCCCCUCACCAUGUCUCAGACCGCCAAGUCCGCCUCCAACCAGGGCACCGACGCCAAGGACAAGGGAGCUCCAGCCCCAGCUGCCACCAGCAAGGCCACCAAGACCGGCGAGCCCGGCAUGGGAUCCUACAGAAUCAUGCUGUUCGACCAGGAGAACUUCCAGGGCAGGAUGAUGGAGGUCCAGAACGAGUGUAUGAACGUGUGUGACCGCGGCAUGGACAGAGUGCGUAGUAUCAUCGUGGAGUGUGGCCCCUUUGUUGCCUUUGAGCAGACUAACUUCCGUGGGGAGAUGUUCAUCCUGGAGAAGGGAGAGUAUCCUCGCUGGGAUACCUGGAGCAACUCCUACCGCAGCGACUGCCUCAUGUCCCUCAGGCCCAUCCGCAUGGACAGCAUGGAGCACAAGAUCUGCCUGUACGAGCUCUCCGACUUCAAGGGCAACAAGAUGGAGAUCCAGGAGGACGACGUGCCCACCCUCUGGGCGCACGGCUUCUGUGACAGAGUGGGCAGCGUGAGGGUCCCUGGAGGAGCUUGGGUGGGGUACCAGUACCCCGGAUACAGAGGCUACCAGUACCUGUUCGAGUGCGGUGACUACAGACACUACAACGACUUCUGCGCCUUCCAGCCCCAGAUCCAGUCCAUGCGCCGCAUCAGGGACAUGCAGUUCCACCAGAGAGGCUGCUUCACCUUCACCUCCGCCAGCAAGUGAGCGGCGCUAUCACAGCCCCCUCAGCUUUUUAUCUCCCCCCCAUCUCUCUCUUCUCUCUCUCUGGGCUCCAAUCCUUUCCUCCGCCACCACCACCACCACCACCACCUCCACCAUCAUCAUCCCGAAGGAAAGGCAGAAUGAGAGCAGACGACACUUUGGACGACCUUAAGUGACUUUUUAUGGUGCUAAGAAAAUAAAGAUGUUGUGAAAAACAUGAA